Molecule: messenger RNA, 3544 nt
Organism: Ostrea edulis (European flat oyster)
Lineage: Eukaryota; Metazoa; Mollusca; Bivalvia; Ostreida; Ostreidae
Product: poly(A) RNA polymerase, mitochondrial-like
Exons: 11
Coding region: 2045-3526 (493 amino acids)
Biological process (GO): mitochondrial mRNA polyadenylation
Molecular function (GO): poly(A) RNA polymerase activity
Source: RefSeq, a predicted model, not a curated record
AGAACAUCCAGGGCUGUUUCUUUCACAGUAAAAGCCACAUCACCUGCUAAUAUCAAGACAUCAGGCUCCAAAAAAGGUGGUUCAAAAUCAUCGGAGACCAAACAGAAUGUCCAUAAGCCAGCACCUGUCAAAACCAAUAGUUCGUUAGGUAUGAGCAUGGUUUGAAAUUAAUGAUCUAGUGGCUAUUACAUUUUUUCUUAUUUAUCAGACACCCAUUUAAUUAAAAAUUUUAAUUUUCUCCACACCUCAGACUCAUACUGCAGUAAGUUUUAGCGGCCUUGGAUAAACUAGAUUCUUUUGGCAGGAGUUUAAGCAUAGUAUGAACUAUGAAGGGUCUGGUUCAUCAAGAUUGUAGAUUCUGAAUAUCACUUGGACCAACAAAGAAGACAUUGCCAUUUGAGGCAAUGAUAUAUAUAUAGAGCAAGAACAGAGAAGCGAAUAUACAGAGUUAAUUAUUUCUGAUCGCAAAACUCAAUGUACCAAGGCUAGAGAUUUCUGAUCACAAAACCCAAUGUACCAAGGCUAGAGAUUUCUGAUCACAAAACCCAGUGCACAAAGGCUAAAGAUUUCCGAAAUGGCAGGAUUUGUGCAGUGUAGUUUACUGACACAUAUUAUUUUGAGCAGUAUGUUUAUAAAACUGAUUUUUAGACACCAUACUAGCAUUGAAUUGAUGGAAGUUGAUAUUGUUUUCAUGUCAAGACGUGAUAUUUUACAUGUUAUUUUACGAGGGCUGUCCGAUAUGUAAUGUGUAUUGUACAAUAUCUCAAAAGCAUUCGACUCAAAUAGUGAAAUGAACAUUACAUCCCUUCAAAGUAUUCUCCGCGGUUUGAAAUACAUAAUUUCAAUCUCUGAAAUCCAUUUCUGAAAUGCGUCAUGGUACGCUGAUUUAGGUAGACCUCUGAGGCACUGACUGAUGGCUGAGCCAAGGGCUUGUCGGGACUUGUGACGAAGACCAGAUAAGAACUUUUUAAGUUUUGAUAAAAGGAAAAAGUCGCAUGGGGCUAGAACUGGAGGGUAUGGUGGAUGUGGCUAGAUGGUAACCUUCUCCGACUUCAAGAAUUGCUUCACAAGCUCAGAUGUAUGUGGUGGAGCAUUAUCAUGAAGUAGACAAACAUGCCUAAAUCCUGACACAGGGCAUCGUUUAUGAUAAUAUUUCUUGAGAUUUUUUAGUAUAACAUCUCAGUAAUACCGACCUGUAACACUUUUGGCCUUUGGUACUGGAAUUUUUAUGGCUUUACAUGUACCAUCACAUGAGAAGAAUAUGCAAUAAAGAACCUUCUUUGUGCUUAUGGUUCUUUUGGCAACUACAGGCCUUCUACCGUGUUUAGUUAGCCAUAUUUUCCCCCCCAAUUUUUCUUACUGAUUUGAAAUAGUGAACUCAAAUUUCGUCACCAGUAUCAAUGUUUGCAAAUUGUCUGAUUGAAUUUGGAAAACAUUUUGAGCAAUUGCUUAGCGGUUUGUACUCAUACCCAGUUUUGGUCAUCUGUCAAUAUAUGCGGUAUCCAUCUGGCAGAAAUCUUUUGGACUUUCAAAAUAUGCUUCAAAAUGAGAUGCACCCAUGAUAGCGAUAUGCCAACAGCUUUGGCAAUAUCACGAAUCAUGUAUCUGAGCGAUAGCAAUAUGCCAACAGCUUUGGCAAUAUUACAAAUCGUGUAUCUGCCAUCACUUUCAAGUAUUUUCCUGACGUUUUAGACCUUUACCUUGCCUGUUACAGUGAGUUUUGUGCGAACUUUUUUAUAAGCUCUAAUUUCUUCAAUAUUCUCAACCUGUUUCCCAACCAUUUUUACAACAGUGGUCAACGACUGGCUCUAUUGAAAUGACUAAGUUUAAAACUAUGUGGAGCUGAAGGUUCGUGUUUAUACCGUUGGAAAGGUAUUGAAUAGAGCUAUUCAAGAGUAUCACCAUCCACAAAAUCGUGCAAAGCGUCAUCACACUUUGGUACAAUACACAUUACACAUGGAACAGCCCUUGUACAGUGGGCUAUAACACCUGAUGUAGUCCUGCAGUUCAAGUUUCUGAUGUGAAAGGUGUUGAUGUGACUAUCAUGACUAUAACUAACGACGACAGAGAAAACACGGUUAACACACAGCAAGCAGCUCAAACAGGGACUGAGUCACAAACGCUGAAAGUGUGGAUUCAAGACAGUCGAGGGCAAUGGAUAAAGACGGAUCUCCCAUCAUCCGACAUCUCAAACCAUGCUCCAAACGACCGAGUCCAACUUAAUUUGACAGACAGGCUGCAGAGCAAUCAGAUUUGGUCAAUUCCCAAUAUCUACCAAUCCAAGGAAAUACUGACCUUAGCUUCUGAAGCCAAGCGGUCAAUCCUCAUACAGUGUAAACAGGGGAAAACCUACAUGCAACAUUUCCUAGCCGUGUGUGAGGGAUGGGGCGCUGUGUCUAGGAUAGUCAUCAUAAACCGCUCGACUGCUCUUGUUACGUAUGAAAAUGAAAGUGAUGUUGCUAAGAUUACCUCUGGUGUUUAUAAUGAGUCAAAGUCUGAAAAAAUAAAUCAAUUAGAGAAAAGGAUAUUUCGAUUUGCAAAGCAAAGGAAGGCUGCUGAAUCAAAUCUUGAAUGUGAGAAUGUAACUGCAUUAUCACAUAGUAAUCUUCACGAAAAGUUGAUGAAUAAAAAGUUAGGAGAACAGAUGAGAGAGUUGGGAGACAGAGUCAAGCAGACGGAUGACAGAAAGCGGGUGUGGUUUUUUGUUCUCCAGUGCAUACAAGACAUUCUGGAUCUCUCUCAUCCGGAUCACAGAGCUCUGCCGUUUGGAUCUGUAGUGAAUGGAUUUGCCAGUGAAAACAGCGACUUGGACAUUGUUAUCACUAAAGAGGGAAACUUGGGAAGGUCAGAUGGGAAACCCGUUCUACAGAAUAUGCAGAGAGCAUUACGACAACUCCAGACAUACACCAUCAACAGUAUAUUGCGUGCCCGUGUCCCUAUCGUCAAAUUCAAUCAUACUCUCACAGGAGUUUGUGGGGAUAUAUCGUAUGGAAACUGUUCAGGAAUAAAGGCCUCGGUAUACCUGAAUGCAAUAAGCCAGUUUUCACCGAGUGUGGUUCCAUUCAUAAUGACGGUCAAAUUGUGGUCGAUUCACUACAUGGACUGGUUCCCCCAGAAAUUUGUUUUCACGGCCCUAGCUUUAUUCUACUUACAGCAGUGUCGCGUCAUCCCACCAAUAGGAAGUCUCAAGAUUGAAAACGAUUCUUCUUGUGAUUUUAAGAAAUGGACCUGUGAUGUUGUGCUAUCCCCAGAAGAGUUACUACAUGGAUACUUUAAGUUUUAUAAAUGUUUUGAUUUCCAUAACAAAGACAUUUGUUUGGACACCGGUGAAAUUAUCCCAAAGCGAGGCUAUUUUGAGAACCUCAUUACGAACCCAUUCAGUGAUGGUGAAAAUGCUUAUGAGGAUAUCAUAUCGAGGUUACCAGAGGACAAGAUGUUGUACAUUCAGACGUGUAUGGGGGAGUCCCUGAGGGUACUAAAUGAGUCCCCAGAUUCCUUAAUUCUAGGCAACAGGAGUUAUCAAUAAAAUCAUAGUAAGAAUUCA